Molecule: messenger RNA, 940 nt
Organism: Phaeodactylum tricornutum CCAP 1055/1
Lineage: Eukaryota; Bacillariophyta; Bacillariophyceae; Surirellales; Neidiaceae
Exons: 1
Coding region: 1-921 (306 amino acids)
Biological process (GO): iron-sulfur cluster assembly
Cellular component (GO): cytoplasm
Molecular function (GO): iron-sulfur cluster binding
Source: RefSeq, a predicted model, not a curated record
AUGGUACCGCCGCGCGAGGACGUGACGGUUCGGAUUGUGUGUGAACGACGCCGUACGGCAGGAAAGGAAGCCCGCCCCCCCCCAUCCGCCAAACCCACUCCCGGAAACACAUCAUCACAUCCCAACGCCAAAGAAACACAUCGUUCGAACGAACCAUUUUUUCGUUUGUACACUAAGCAGUCGCAUCGACGAAGCAUCAUGGCGUCAACACUUUGUGUCGUACUUGGAUCGGCUUCCUCCACGGAUCCUGCGGCAAUUUCCGCGGCAACCAUGACCGAUGCCGCGGCGAAAACCAUCCACGACGCAAUCUACGAGUCCCUCGAGUUGGUCGUCGUGGCCAGCGAGCUCGCGGAUGUGUACGACUCGAUGGAACUUUCCCGUUUUACCAAAAUUCUUUCCCCCAACGCCACCGUAUCUGUUUCCGUUAUUGGAGACGCCACGAAAUCGUUGUCGCCGAUUCAUACCAGUUUUCUGUUGGCCGGACUCGCCAACAAUUCGGAACGACGCAACGCGGACGGCUCGCGGACGCUUACCGCCACGCGUCGGAAUAACACAACCAAUUCGGUAGCUACAUUGAACUUUGCUAGCAACAACAACAACGGUAACGACUUGUUGAUCGACGAAGACAACUUGCUGACGGACGCCAGCAAUUUACUCGGUGCGCCACCGAGUAUGAGUGCCGCGGCGACCAAAUCGGGGGACGAUUGCUCCGGCCGCGCCCCCUGUGACGACUGUACCUGUGGUCGAGCGGAGGGAGCGAAAGAAGGAAACUCCGAACAACCCAAGGAAAUUAAGAGUAGCUCCUGCGGAAAAUGUUCACUCGGGGACGCUUUUCGGUGUGCGUCGUGCCCCUAUUUGGGCAAACCAGCGUUCAAGCCGGGCGAAGAACAUUUGGUAUUGGAUCUGCAGGACGAUUUUUAGAGCCAGCGUGCAAUUGCUG